AUGCUUCGUUUGAAAGGAUUCGAUCGCCUUUUGCAGAUUUUGCCGCUUACUCGAAAGUCAGCUAGCGUUCGGCCAUUAGAUGUUACUCGAUCAAUUGCUACGACAACUCGCUUCCAGACAGUGAAGAAUGGAAACGACACAAAGGCAACGGACAAGAAGAAACCCGACGGUGUCACUGGAUCGACGAAAAAUGCUUUGAAAGUUCCUCUACACGCUCCAUCCAUUUCAACCGCUGACGUUGUAACACCCAAAGAUCAACAAGAAUGGAAUCGACACAAAGGCAACGGACAAGAAAAGAAACAAGCUGCCGAAAGUUGCACCGCUCCUAAAUCGAAGAUGUCAAAGAGUGAGCUCCACAAAGCGAGUUCCUCAAAGUCAGUGCCGCCUUCCGAACAACCAGCACAGAAGUCAUCAAAAGCUACCGCACCUUCGAUUACACCACAUGAAGAUGCCAAAGCAUCCUCGAAGAAAGUCAAAAAGACAAAGGACAAAGUGGAUGAAGCGAUCAAGUCGUACAAGGAUAAGAAAAUUUCUGAAGGAUCGGAGAAGCCCAGCAAAAAAGGAUCACAAAAAUCGACCAAGGACAAGGGAAAGAAAAAUGCUGAAUCGCAGCCAUCCAAAGAAUCGAAAAAGAGCGGCAAGCCAAAGAAGUCCAAAAUGCGCAACGAGCAUGCACCAAAGGAAGAGAAG
Molecule: messenger RNA, 690 nt
Organism: Mesorhabditis belari
Lineage: Eukaryota; Metazoa; Nematoda; Chromadorea; Rhabditida; Rhabditidae
Source: the annotation of a GenBank genome assembly